Anopheles cruzii is the source of this 1719-nucleotide messenger RNA. Its product is annotated as alkaline phosphatase-like. The record is from RefSeq and is a predicted model, not a curated record. NCBI's taxonomy places the organism in Eukaryota, Metazoa, Arthropoda, Insecta, Diptera, Culicidae. Bases 1 to 1719 code for a protein of 572 amino acids. Gene Ontology annotation, molecular function: alkaline phosphatase activity. The transcript is spliced from 2 exons. Gene Ontology annotation, biological process: dephosphorylation.
AUGGGCCGGUUCUUCCUGUGCGUUGUGGUGGCUAUCGUAAGUGUUGAUGUGUCGCUCGCAAACGUGAUCACUGCUGCUCGCCGCAGAUUCGAUGCCGAUCAACGGCAUCCCCGGUCGGACAGCCGCGCUUGGAACAGUGUGCCCGUGUACGAUGGGCUCGAAGAAACGUCCGAGUAUUGGCGCAACAAGGCCCAGAAUACCCUGCAGGAUCAUGCAUCCCGGGCCCGUGACGAACGAAAGGCGAAGAACGUGGUGUACUUCAUCGGCGACGGGAUGUCGCUACCGACGGUGGCCGCCACACGAAUGUAUCUGGGCAACGAAAAUGUGUCGCUCUCGUUCGAGCAGUUCCCGUACUUUGGCCUCUCGAAGACGUACUGCGUGGAUCGGCAAGUAGCGGACUCGGCCUGCACGGCCACGGCCUACAUCUCGGGUGUUAAGACCAACUACGGCAUGAUCAACGUUGGUGCCAGUGUAAAGCGCAGUACCUGCGAGUACGACCACGAAGCGACCGAGUUUCUGGGACUGCUCCAGUGGGCCCAGAAGGCGGGCAAGGCCACGGGAGUCGUAACGAACACGCGCAUCACUCACGCCACGCCGGCCGGAACCUACGCCAGCGUCACCGAACGGGACUGGGAAGAUGACAGUAAGGUGAACGCCGACUGUUCAGGAACGCCCGCCGAACGCAGACCCCGUGACAUUUCUCACCAGCUGGUGUAUGGAGAGACUGCGAGCAACCUGAAGGUAGUGCUCGGCUGUGGACGACAAACGUUCCUACCGAAGGGUACGCUGGAUGAGGACGGCGUGACGGGUAAUCGGGCGGAUGGUGUCAACUUGAUCGAGGAAUGGAAGCGGCUCCGGAGUGAGCGUGGCCGAGCGGAGUAUGUGUACGACAAGAAGGGCCUACUGGCGGCCGCCCAAAGCAAGCAAUCGGACUAUCUACUGGGACUGUUCGACAGCAGCCACUGUCUGUACAAUCUGGAGAUCGACGAGCAGCAGGUGGGUGAUCGGAAGCCAAAGCUGUCGGAGAUGGUAGAGGCCGCCCUGGCGGUGCUGGAAGACAGUGCCCAAGGCUACGUGCUGUUCGUCGAAGGAGGCCUGAUCGAUAUGGCGCAUCACGGGAACCGUCCGCGCCUGUCACUGGAAGAAACGGCCGAGUUUCAUCGAGCCAUCGCGUUGGCAAGGCAACGGACGAACGUCAAUGAUACGCUGAUCGUAGUAUCCUCCGACCACAGCCACACACUGAUGUACAACGGAUACCCGACACGCGGUAACGAUAUCCUGGGUAUCGCGGACGUCAGCGAUAUGGACGAUUUGCCGUACACCACGCUGAGCUACGCCAACGGCCAGGGAUUCUACCAAACGUACGAGGACGGCAACCCGACCAAACGUGCCAACAUUAGCGACUACAAUCUCCAGAACCACCGGCAGCUUUAUUUGGCUACCGUGCCGCUCUCGUCCGAGACGCACGCCGGUGAUGACGUCGGCAUCUUCGCCAGCGGCCCGAGUGCUCAUCUGUUCGAGGGCAGCAUGGAGCAAAACGUGAUUCCCCUGCUGAUCGCCUAUGUGGCCAACAUCGGUCAGGACCUCGGCUGGGCGCCCGAAGAUAUUUCAGAUCCUAUCGAUGACAGGGGUAGCGCCGUCCGGACGUCGCUAUCAUUCCUAUUGGCGCUCGUCUCUAGUUUGUCUCUAGUGGUAGUCCCACUCAUACAGCGGCUGUAA